AUGCCUCGAGGUGAACAGUUCACCGAAGAAGAACGUGGCAUGAUGUUGGCGCUUCGCAGCCAUGACAUGAGCUACCCUGCCACCUCUCGUGAGCUUGGACGAAGCCAAAGUGCUGUCUACAACUUCCUCAAGGACCCAACGUCGUACGGGAAGCGAUACAAGCCCAUGAAGUGCGACAAGGUAGUGGGAGCCGAGGCUCGUCAACUCUUUCGCUACGCUUCGACGACGGGUUUGUCGGCCCGAGCAUGCAAAACGGACCUCCAACUCGACGCGUCCCUGCGCACAAUCCAACGACGUCUCAACGAGAACGAAAGGUUUGAGUACGCCAAGCGAUUGCACACGCCGUGCUUGACGCAAGCCCACAAGUCGUACCGUAUGGAGUACGCCGAACGACACCUUGCUGCCAACACGGAUUGGGAUCCAAUCAUUUGGUCCGACGAGAAAAAGUUCAACUUGAUGAGCGUCAUGGUAUGGGGGGCGUUUUCGCUGGCCGGCCGGAGCGAGUUGGCGUUUUUGUCGGGCAAGCAAAAUGCAUUGGCGUACCUCAACACACUCCAAAACUACCUGUUUCCGUUUGCCCACGAGCACUAUGGUCCAUGCAAGAUGGCGCUUCGAUCCACCAAAAUGUCACCGUUUUUCGACCAUCCUGUCUACUCCCCCGAUCUCAAUCCGAUCGAAAACUUGUGGGGGAGAAUGGCCCAAGUGGUGUAUGCCAACGGCAGACAAUUUCGUGAUGUUGGGUCACUCGUUGCCGCCAUCCAGUCGACAUGGGACGACAUCCCACAGCCACUGCUGACAUCGUUGGUGAAAUCGAUGCCAAAGCGCUGUGUUGACGUUCUGAAGGCAAAGGCUUCAACGCUAGAGACCGAGUGCCCCGCUCGCGUUGCUCGCGUUGUUGGCGUGUCCAGCCCUGUGACACUAUCAACAACUGUGUCCUGUGUCCUGGUGGGGCAACGUGGGGUUGCCGUCGGGGUGGAACAAGGCUGCCAACCGAGUGCCCACCUGCUACAGCCGCUGCCCACUGGAUUUGGCCGCUCGUGGACAGCGUGUCCCAUCCCCGUCAACUGCAGUGUCCCGCGUAUCAUUGAUCAAUUGACUCGCACACAAGCCACCACCACAACGACCACAGCCACGCCCGAGCCAUCCUCGACGUCUGUCGCUCCCGCCACCACGUCCAAGCUAACCAUCACACUGACCCCUGACACGACUGCACCAGCCUCCGCCAUGUGUAGCGCCAUGAUGGGAUGUUGGGUGAACGAUCAGACCUAA
Messenger RNA from Aphanomyces astaci, 1269 nucleotides. RefSeq lists its product as hypothetical. Gene Ontology annotation, molecular function: DNA binding. The transcript has 7 exons. Lineage: Eukaryota; Oomycota; Saprolegniomycetes; Saprolegniales; Verrucalvaceae. The record is from RefSeq and is a predicted model, not a curated record. Bases 1 to 1269 code for a protein of 422 amino acids.